UACUAUCAACUUCCGGAUAAAUUAAACUUGAGGACAGACGAGUCAACGAAAUGUCUAAGUUAAUUGCCGAAAUCAAAGAUGUUUUAAGCUUACAUUUGGUGACCAAUGUACUUCUUUCUUUAACAUACUAUAUUCUGAAGGUCAAUCGUCCGAUUUGUGAAUACCUCUUUGAUGAUUGCUUUCUCGAAUUGAAAGAAUGGGAAUGGAUCACAUUUCUUGGGUGCAUUAUAGUGAUAAAAGGUCGCAGACAGUCUGCGUUCUUGGAUUAUGCCAACACUGCCUGUAUGUUUGCUAAGUUUUUGAAUGGGGUUAUGUUGUUUAAAGCAAGCCCCAUCUAUGGAUUAGUUUAUUUUCUUGCAGUUUUGUUACACACUAUUGUUCUUCCGAGACCAGUGUAUCAAGGACCUGAAUAUAUCACAUAUUUCAGGGGACCUAAUUUACAGGAUGAACUGGAAAGAGACAAAAGAAUAACCUGGAUUGUCACAUUUUAUGCUGCAUGGUCACCUCAGAGUGUUACUUUUGCUCCAAUUUUCUCAGAAAUUUCAUCUCAAUACAAACUUGACAACCUGAAAUUUGGAAAAAUUGAUGUGUCAAGGUAUCCAGAUGUAGGACAGAAGUUUAAUGUAGACAGUAGUUCUUGGUCAAAACAACUGCCAUCUGUGAUUGUGUUUGAAAAUGGGAAAGAGACGAACAGAAAACCAUUUAUUUCACCAAAGGGCACAGUCGUACGCUACAGGUUUACAAAGGAAGGAUUGGUUGCCGAUUUGGAUCUCAAUAACAUCUAUCAAAAAUGCAAACAAAAUCCUCUAAAGGUGCGCAAAGAAAAGAAGGAUGAAGAUAUUGCCAAAGAGAAGAAAGAAAACUAAAGUCAACAAGAGAUGUUAUGAAAAACUUGUAUGUGCAAUUGUGAAAGGACUUGUUAGUGUGUGCAAUGAAUAUAAUUUACUAAAUUCACAUAUCUGUAUGUAAUAUGUUCAAUGAUUGGUGUAUGUGUAUGGUCACAUGACUUGGAUGUCACAAUAUUCAGAUUUCAUAUGAUGGAAUAUGGUUUCCUGACAAGUACUGGAUCUUAAAAGAAUUUCUAAAUAAGGAUCAGAUCAUCAGACUGUCAAUCAAUACACUUGUAUUUUAUAUGAAUCUCUUUUUUAAUGUUUGACUUGAAUGGAAGGAAAUAAAGUCAGUUUUCACAUUUUUUUUAAA
Messenger RNA from Magallana angulata, 1200 nucleotides. Its product is annotated as thioredoxin-related transmembrane protein 2 homolog. Lineage: Eukaryota; Metazoa; Mollusca; Bivalvia; Ostreida; Ostreidae. The record is from RefSeq and is a predicted model, not a curated record. The transcript is spliced from 8 exons. The coding region runs from base 51 to 866 and encodes 271 amino acids.